Messenger RNA from Cygnus atratus (black swan), 851 nucleotides. It is a transcript of the gene C5H14orf180, whose product is annotated as chromosome 5 C14orf180 homolog. The transcript is spliced from 4 exons. The coding region runs from base 90 to 500 and encodes 136 amino acids. The record is from RefSeq and is a predicted model, not a curated record. Lineage: Eukaryota; Metazoa; Chordata; Aves; Anseriformes; Anatidae.
AUUUUUCCCUGGUCCUCCCCAUUUCCUUGAGCGAGUGGCUUUCCAACCAAAGCUUCGUGUGGGAGGCUUCAUGUUGGCAUCCAGAGUACAUGUCCCAAAUAUGUCCAGACCCACCUUCUGAUCGUAGUGCAGAGGAGCUCCUGACAGAUGACAGUAGCUGUCCUCCUUCAAUACUGAGGAAAAGACCACCUGUGAACCAAGCUGUGGGGCAAAAAAGGAAAGCAGAGAGAAGGGUUCGAUUUCGUGAGCCAGAAGAAGUCAUUGAACAUGUUAUUUCCUGCUGUGACUACGUAGUGGUGCAUGACAGGUCAUCAUCUGGAUUGCCUGUGCUCCUGGGGCUCUCCUUUUGCGCUGUGCUGAUCCUGGCUGUGAGUCUCUACUACACCAGCAUGAAGCAAGACACCAAAGUCCUGGAGGAGUUUCAAUCCCGACUUGUUAUCUUCUUUCUUCAGAUAAGACACGUUGCUCAUAAAUGCUGGACUUGGUUUAUGAGGCAGUAGCGAUGUCCUCCAUCUGCAGUAAGCCUGACAGACAUCUCAGAGCACUGGUAAUCAUCAUACAACAGAGCAAAGCUCCCUGUCAACUCAGUCCCCAUGCAAGGAACACAUGAGCAUCCAACUCAAAGAACAAGAAAACCACCCCUCUUGUGCACUUUCUAGCAGCUACUUGUUCUCCUUUCCUUUCUUCUUUUUCCUUAAUGUUACUGAAUGAUAAUACUAGCACCAAGAGGUCCCACCAAACUGAUGCUCCAUCAUCCUUAACAGCAAACAAGUGCCUGAGUUUUGUCCCCCAAAGAGCUUAUAAACUGCUGUUGUAAGGAGCAGAGGCAUAGAGAGAAAUUCAUUGAUCUG